GGAGGCUGCAUGUAUUCCUUCUGUGGUUUGCAACUCUUCGAUCACGAUGAGCCCGUCCGAUGACUUCUACCUGCGCUACUAUGUCGGCCACAAGGGAAAGUUCGGCCACGAGUACAUGGAGUUUGAGCUCCGUGCGGAUGGCAAGUUGCGGUAUGCCAACAACUCCAACUACAAGAACGACACGUUGAUCAAGAAAGAAGUGACCUUGUCGCAGUCUGUCAUUGAAGAAGUGAAGCGAAUCAUCGAAACCAGCGAGAUCAUCAAGGAAGACGACUCCAAGUGGCCUGAGAGCGACCGUGUCGGGAAACAAGAGCUCGAGAUCAUCCACAACAACGAACACAUUUGCUUCACGUGCGCAAAAAUUGGCUCGCUGCUUGACGUCCAGGACAGCAACGACCCGGAAGGCCUUCGCGUGUUCUACUACCUCGUUCAAGACUUGAAGUGCUUUGUGUUUUCCCUCAUCACGCUCCACUUCAAGAUCAAACCCAUCCCAUAAGAACACCGCCGACGUUGACAUUCCCCCCUGCAACAGAUAUAAUAUAUAUACAUAUAUAUUGUGCUGCAUAUCGAGAA
This is a messenger RNA of Aphanomyces astaci, 573 nucleotides long. RefSeq lists its product as hypothetical. The record is from RefSeq and is a predicted model, not a curated record. The coding region runs from base 47 to 496 and encodes 149 amino acids. Gene Ontology annotation, cellular component: exon-exon junction complex; nucleus. The transcript has 6 exons. Lineage: Eukaryota; Oomycota; Saprolegniomycetes; Saprolegniales; Verrucalvaceae. Gene Ontology annotation, biological process: RNA splicing.